This is a messenger RNA of Saimiri boliviensis boliviensis (Bolivian squirrel monkey), 840 nucleotides long. It is a transcript of the gene CCL13, whose product is annotated as C-C motif chemokine ligand 13. The record is from RefSeq and is a predicted model, not a curated record. Gene Ontology annotation, biological process: eosinophil chemotaxis; positive regulation of GTPase activity; inflammatory response. Gene Ontology annotation, cellular component: extracellular region. Gene Ontology annotation, molecular function: CCR chemokine receptor binding; chemokine activity. Lineage: Eukaryota; Metazoa; Chordata; Mammalia; Primates; Cebidae.
AUGAAAGUCUCUGGAGCACUUCUGUGCCUGCUGCUCAUAACAGCAGCCUUCAUUCUCCAGGGGCUUGCUCAGCCAGUUAAGGCCCCUCUUCCCUUCGUCUCUCCCUUCCUUUUCAUCUGUUUCUCUCUUCUAGAAAGCCCUAAGCCCAGUGCACUCAAUGUCCCAUCCAUCUGCUGCUUCACAUUUAGCAGUAAGAAGAUCUCCUUGCAGAGGCUGAAGAACUAUCAGAUCACCAACAGGCGGGGUCCCCAGAAGGCUGUCAACUUCAGAACCAAACUGGACAAGGAGAUCUGUGCUGACACAAAGGAGAAGUGAGUUCAGAAUUAUAUGAAAUGCCUGGGCCAGAAAGCUCACACCCCAAAGACUUGAACUCUGCUACCCACGCUGAAAUCAAGCCAGAGUAUGUGAAAUGACUUUUCCAUUCUCCUCUGGCCUCCUCAUCUAUACUUUGGAAUAUUUCUACCAUCAUUUUCAAAUAGAAUGCAUUCUGUUUGGUGAUGCAAAAUGUACUCUGUGUUAAGUAAUAUUGACUGUUACUUGAAUUGUUGCUGGUUUGGAGUUUGAGUAUGGGUGUUCUUUUUUAAAGCAAGGCCUUGAGCAAGUUUGUUCCUGUCUGUGGGCCCCCGUGCCUUCCACUGUGAGCCGCUGGCAGUGGGUUCUCUUGUACUCGCAGGGGUUGAGAGUGUGCCUGUGGGAGUCACGGACAUGAAGGGAUGCUGCAAGGCAGGGAGGAGAACUCUUCGUAAAUAUCAAGUGUUGCUAAAUAUGUUAUUGUGGAAAGACAAAUGCAAUAAUAGGCCUGCUGACAUUGUGCAGAAAGUACACUUUAUUUAAAAUCUC